CCAAGAUGGUAGCGAGCUUUGCCCACUGCGUCGCUUUCGUCACUCACGGAGAAAACCGAACCUGCACGAGCAGCCAACUGCCAGUCUGGUUUGUAAACAAGGUCAGACACAGACUGCGGAACAGAGGCCAAACACUUUUAGACCGGGCAGCUUCUCGCUUUUAAGGCAAGAGGAAAACCGAACAGCUUCAACAAACCUCCGUGGAGCAAGGCCAGUCAAAAUGAUGCAGUGUUUUCACUUUAUGGUGGAGCCGGCCAAAAACCUAACAGCCAAGAUCAAGGAAUCGCACAAGAGAGCAAAGAGAGAGAAGAGGGAGCCUCUGGAUGAGGAUCAGCUGUUUGUUGUGGAGCUAGCCAGAGACAUCAGCCGGGUGUGCCAGAGAUCAGCAGUCCUGGAGCACAUCUGGAACGAAAAUGACAUCUGGCCAACUGCUCUUUGCAGGGUCUUCGUCCUACAGUGGGCCACCAUGCUGGAGAGCAAGAAGAGACCCAUGCAGACCGAUGGCUGGCCAGGAAUGGAUGAGAGCAAACAGCCUGCUGUGACUAAUGAGAAGGACCUACAGCAGGCCAAAGCUGUUAUCCUUGACUGGAUCAAGGAUAUAAGAGCCCAGCCUGAGCAAAGCGUGUGGCCCGGAGAACCUGUGGUGAAGAUUUUGGAGGACAUGCAGUCAGCCUGGCGCUGGGGCCGUGCACCCAAUCUGCUCCCUGCCAUGGAGCUGCUUAUGUGGACUUUAAUGUUGCAGCGGCCUGACAAGGACACCAUCCCACAGCAGUGGCUUCUGUGGAAGCAGAAGACUCAGAAGAUUGGUGCCAUAUCUUACAUCCCUCAACCAGUGUGGGACUGGAUCACAGAUGCUGGAGUGGAGGUGACCCUGGAUCUGGACACGGCCAACCCUGACCUGCUCAUCUCCACUGAUGAGAAGAGGAUGCGCUGUGGCUUUGAGAGGAAAGAUGUUCCCAACUACCACCAGCGUUUUGACGGCUGGUGGUGUGCCGUCGGAACGGAGGGUUUCGGCACUGGCCGCCACUACUGGGAGGUGGAGGUGGGCGAGCGCGACUGGCGGUUGGGUGUGGCCAAAGAGUCGGCCCUGAGGAAAGGCUUCAAGUCCCUGAACACAGAUACAGGCUACCUGACCUUGCGGCUGGAGAGGGGCGCUGAGCUGAAGGCGCUGACGGUGCCCUUUACUGCCCUGCCACCGGGCCUCAUCCCCCGCAAGGUGGGCGUCUACCUUGACUACGACAAUGGCCAGCUGUCCUUCUAUGAUGUGGACAAACAUUUCCACAUUUACACCUACAACGAAAGCUUCGAUGAGAAGCUGUUUCCUUUGUUUGGGACAGUGGAGAUAAUCAAGGAUCUGGUGAUCAGGUCUCCGGCAGCCAAGACUCAGUGUCUCUGCUCCACAUCUUGCAUGUGGGGUUGAAUUUCCCCUCCAUGACCAUUUCCUUUAAAAAUCAGUAGACAUCAUAGCAAAGUAUAACAAACCAGAAUUACAGGGAGGUUGCAAAAAACCGUUAAUGUGCUAUUGAAUAGCUCCACUUUGUGACCACUCUCUAUGCUGCUGCUUUAAUGUGAUUGCUGCUUCAGUUUUCUCACUAUAGAGUUAUAGUGCAACCCUUUGCUCACGUACACGAUGAAAUGUCAUAUAUUUCAAGAGAAACCUAUAGUGUUAAUGUUAUGUAUUGUGCAAUAUUAAUCCAGCAAUAAACUGCACUUAUGUGAAUAAUAAAUAAACAAAAUCAAUGA
Molecule: messenger RNA, 1743 nt
Organism: Archocentrus centrarchus (flier cichlid)
Lineage: Eukaryota; Metazoa; Chordata; Actinopteri; Cichliformes; Cichlidae
Product: butyrophilin subfamily 3 member A3
Exons: 10
Coding region: 221-1420 (399 amino acids)
Molecular function (GO): protein binding
Source: RefSeq, a predicted model, not a curated record